Messenger RNA from Phytophthora infestans T30-4, 1339 nucleotides. Its product is annotated as polygalacturonase, putative. Bases 49 to 1305 code for a protein of 418 amino acids. Gene Ontology annotation, molecular function: polygalacturonase activity. The transcript has 3 exons. NCBI's taxonomy places the organism in Eukaryota, Oomycota, Peronosporomycetes, Peronosporales, Peronosporaceae. The record is from RefSeq and is a predicted model, not a curated record. Gene Ontology annotation, cellular component: extracellular region. Gene Ontology annotation, biological process: pectin catabolic process.
GUAACCUCUCGCUUGAAUGGUUCACAGUUUCCUUUUUGCUGGACCAGUAUGAAGUUUUUCUCCUCGGUGUUCGCAAUAUUCCUCCUCGUGGCAAGUGUCCUCGCGAUCGACGCAGGAGCCACUGCGCAACCGCCAGAUAAUAACUGUGGGACGGGUUUCUCCCAAACCGGCGAGCGCACGAACACGAACGACAAACAGGGUGACUCCCUUGUGAAGGGCGAGCUUAGUCAUGCGGAGUCAACCAACUCCGAUGUCCCGCACCCCGGUCAGAACAACCCUGACCAAAACAACCCCGACCAAAACAAUCCCGGUCAGAAAAACACCCCGGAUCAAAAUGCCACGAGCUCCGAUGGAUCACAAGAGCAAGCCCCGCCAGUUCUUAAUGGCGACUGCAUUCUCACCGGAGUCUACAUCAACAACACUGAUGUGUCAGAAUGCCACAGUAUCCUUGUCAGGUCUUUGCAUGUGCCUGCGGGCUUGACGCUGAAUUUGACCCAGUUACAGAAUAACACCAGGAUCUCGUUCCAAGGUACCACCACGUUUGGAAAGAUGCUAUGGGCUGGGCCACUGGUCGAGCUGCAAGGUAAUAAUCUUACGGUCACUGGACCCGGAACGCUUGACGGACAAGGUGCAUGGUACUGGGCCCAAGCUCGAAACGUUACCAAACCACGUUGGCUUUUCAAGAUGCACAAGGUGGUCAAUUCCACGGUCUACACGACCAUCACCGGAGUCACCGUCAACUCCAGCACUGGUGACGGGAUCGCGAAGAAUACGGAUGGAUUCGAUCUCGACAAAAAUGAUCACGUUACGAUCACCAGGAAUCGAAUUUUCGGCCAAGAUGACUGUCUUGCGAUGCAGUCGAGCACGAACACUGUAUUCAGCUACAACUUUUGCUGCGGCACACACGGUAUCUCUAUCGGCUCACUCGGCGGCCCUGAACAGAAUGUAUCCACCACUGUCGAUGGGCUCACGGUUACAGGUAACACCAUUGUGAACAGUACCAAUGGAAUCCGCAUCAAGACUAUCAUCGAACUCAAAGGUCUCGUCACCAACGCAGUGUACACCGACAAUGAGCUGUCGAACGUCACGCACGCUAUCGUGGUGCACUCGGAUUACAACAAGACCAAGGGCGGCUAUGCUGGCACACCAACGAGUCUUGUGAAGAUCACGAACAUCACUAUCGACGGUUUGAAGGGUACGUCGGAGAAUUUGUACGACAUUGUGUCGAAUCCGGACGUGGUGUCGAACUGGAUAUUCAAGAAUAUCAAUGUGGCCCGCAUCAAACAUCGGAAACUGCACCGGUGAACCUGCUAGCGUUCAGUGUCAAGACGCGAAAUAA